Messenger RNA from Archocentrus centrarchus (flier cichlid), 4980 nucleotides. RefSeq names its product zinc finger and BTB domain containing 47b (gene zbtb47b). Gene Ontology annotation, biological process: regulation of transcription by RNA polymerase II. The transcript is spliced from 7 exons. NCBI's taxonomy places the organism in Eukaryota, Metazoa, Chordata, Actinopteri, Cichliformes, Cichlidae. Gene Ontology annotation, molecular function: protein binding; DNA-binding transcription factor activity, RNA polymerase II-specific. The coding region runs from base 115 to 2358 and encodes 747 amino acids. Gene Ontology annotation, cellular component: nucleus. The record is from RefSeq and is a predicted model, not a curated record.
AAGGCAAAAACUGAAGAAAUGUGACAAUCCAACGGUCAUUUUCAUGGCGAAGGGAAAACUGGUGCGAAAGGAGUUAUUCUGGGACUCCUUUGAGCCUCGAAACGCUGGAUCAAAAUGCUCAUAGUGGAGAAAACCACAGACUUCCCCUCUGCUGAGUUCUCUCUAGUGGAGGAUGUGGCUCUGCACUUUACCUGUUUGAUGGACAGGCUGAAUGAGCAGCGCCUCUUUCAGCCUGACCUGUGUGACGUUGACAUUGUUCUUGUGCGUCAGCACAGCACCUUUCCGGCCCACAAAGGUGUGCUGGCAGCGUACAGCCCUUUCUUCCACUCGCUCUUUGCCCAAAGCAAACAGCUGCGGCGGGUGGACCUGUCGCUGGAUGCCCUGACCUCUCAGGGCCUGCAGCAAAUCCUCAACUUCAUUUACACCUCCAAACUGCUGGUAAGCAGCCGCACUGUCCGCGACGUGCUCAACGCCGCUACCCUGCUUCAGAUGAGCGACAUCGCAGCCUCCUGUCGUGACCUUAUCAGCAGCCACUCGCUGAGAACCACCUGCACGGAUAUGGCCAAUCAAGAAGGGCAUGGCAGCAGUGAGCCAGCUUCUGUAGCGAUGCCCCCCAGCCAGAUGUACCGUGAGAUCAAACAGGAGUCAGAGCUCGGCAGGGUGUACACGAGAGAAGGCAGCAGCCCGUUUUCUGUCAGAGUAGAAGAGGCGGGCAAGACAGCUUCUCAGGCAAAGCAGUACUACCAGAAGGAGGAGGGCUCAGGAAGCGGGGCCAGCACAGGUGUGGCUGCUUUGUGUAAAGUGGAGGGAAAUGGAGAGGAGUCAAAGACAGCAGAUGGCCACACCUCCUUCAACAGAGAUCAGAUCAUCGUUGAAGUCAACCUUAAUAACCAGACACUGAACGUCUCAAAGGGAUCAGAGGGCAAAUCCACCACUGCUUCAGAGACUGCCACCAUAUUUGGCCGCUGCCGUAACAACCAGCAAGACUCAGAGGGUGAUGAGGAAAAUGAAGUGGAGAAUGAUGAUGCAAUUGAAGAAGAGGAUGUUGAGGACUUGAAGAGGGGUGACAUAUUGGGGCAAAGUAGUGAAGAGGACGAUGAGGAGGAGGAGGAUGAAGAAGAAGAGGAAAAUACACUCAACAUUCCAGGCUUGGAGCAGCCAGCCAUGAUGGAUCGACCUCGCCGGGGCACCAGAGCCUUGGCCAUGGCCGGUACUGCUGCCUCUCUGCGGCAGACCCUUGCAGAGGCCACGCUGGCCAACCAGCGACAGGGCGGGAAGAGGACACUGGAUGCAGAGGGCCUGGGCCAGAAAGUGAGGCUGGAGGAGAAGCAACAUUUCCCGUGUAAAAAGUGCCCUCGCAUCUUCAACAAUCGCUGGUACCUGGAAAAACACAUGAAUGUCACUCACAACCGCAUGCAAAUCUGCAAUAACUGUGGAAAACGCUUCCUGCUAGAGAGCGAGCUGCUGCUGCACCAACAGACCGACUGUGAGAAAAGCAUCCAGUGUGUGACCUGUGGCAAAGCUUUCAAGAAGCUGUGGUCGUUACACGAGCAUAACAAGAUCGUCCAUGGCUAUGCCGAGAAGAAAUUCUCCUGUGAGAUCUGUGAGAAGAAGUUUUACACGAUGGCCCAUGUCAGGAAGCACAUGGUCGCCCAUACGAAGGACAUGCCAUUCACCUGUGAAACGUGUGGGAAAUCAUUCAAGCGCAGCAUGUCCCUGAAGGUUCACUCUCUACAGCACUCAGGAGAGAAACCCUUCAAGUGUGAGAACUGCAGCGAGCGCUUCCAGUACAAAUACCAGCUCCGCUCCCAUAUGAGCAUCCACAUUGGACACAAGCAGUUCAUGUGCCAGUGGUGCGGAAAGGACUUCAACAUGAAACAGUACUUCGAUGAACACAUGAAAACACACACUGGAGAGAAGCCGUACAUCUGUGAAAUCUGUGGGAAGAGCUUCACGAGCCGGCCCAACAUGAAGCGCCACCGCCGCACCCACACUGGAGAAAAGCCAUACCCCUGUGAGGUGUGCGGCCAGCGUUUCCGCUUCUCAAACAUGCUCAAGGCCCACAGGGAAAAAUGCUUCCGCGUUACCCACCCCAUGGUUCCCGAUGGCAGUGACCCUCUGGGCCUCGACCGGCCCUUGGCGCCGCCCAUUGCGGACUCUUCCGGUCAGGCCCAGCUGGGGACGGCACUCCCUGCCACGUCCAUGACUACACCCGCUGCUGCCUCUAGCCCCCACCCCCUCCACGGCACCCAGCUGUCUCUCCCCCUGCUGCACUCCAUGGGAGGGCUGCCUCCCACCCCGCAUUUACCCCCGCCGCCUCCACUGUUUUCUGCUGGUAGGAUGAACUCCAACAACUAACAAAUCUCUGUAGCAUUGAAAGCACUUUGUUACUUUUGUAAAUGUAAUAAGCUGUCAGUUGUUUUAUUUAAAAAAAAAUUAAGCACCUUCAUGUAGUCUUUUGUCUAAGCUCACCUCAGAUGUACUUCUUAAAUUUCCACGGUUAAACCGUUAGGGCCACAUCAGAUGUAAUUUAAUAAUGGUACACUUUUUGUUUUUCUUCAUGUGUCCAACACAUGUUUUGUAUUUUGGCUUGCUGCUUUUGUACAGAGUCCUGUUUGAGACUACCCUUUAAAUGGUGAAAAGUGUGGAGCUCUUGACUUUAAUGUAAUUGAGCAAUAUUCUGGCUGUGAUUACAACGAGCUCCAGGGUUGGUAGUGAGCUAGAAAUGACACAUUAUGGACCACUUUGAGGAGGUGAUAGCCAACACUUUCAAAGUCAAAGUGAACUUUAUUAUCAUUUAUGACCAUACAAUGAAUAUAACUCCUUGGUUAAUGUGCAAAAGAUUAUAAAGACAAUGCACAUGUCUAUAAACAUGCAGAAUACGUAUUUAGCCCUGACAACAAGAAGUGCACAGUGUAUUAAAAAAAAAAAAAAAGAUGUCAGUUAAGAUUGAAUCUAGUAGACUGAUUGUUUAGAACUGUUGCUCUCUUGUGGCAACUCAGUAAACUGCACUCUCCCACCCUUAGAUGUACAUUAUUGUUCAUAAUGUGUGUCUCGCUAUCCUCGGAGAAGCCCAUAAUAUUUAGGAGCUCAAAAUUUUACUCACAAUUUUUUUUUUUUCCCACUUCCCUGUUUUAAGAAGCACUAGCCCAAGAGAUGAUACUGAGAUACUGUGGUUAAAGGUUGUGUAUUUGCCUUACACAUGUUAUGUGUGUUAUGGAUAGUGAUGGUAGCUGAUGGUAAAGGAGGAGGACUAGUAGUUAAUACUACUGAUUUAUGCACUUUGUAGAGUUUGCCACAUUACCCCCACAAUGGGGCAGUGUUUCCAGAUACAAGGUGAAAAUAGAUAGCAGAAAUCUUUUAUAAAUCAAAGUAAAUUCCAACAUUAAAUUCCUUUUGUAUUAUUUGUCCAGAGUUGGUCAGACCUUGUGGUUACUAGGUUGCACAGGUGUAAGCCUGGGGCCUGACCUCUGUUUUGUUUCCCAGAAUAGCUUCACUUGCUGUGCUGUGGCAUGUGGCACACUAAGGAGAACUCAGCAGUCAUGAGUGUGUUGUGUGUCAUUCUGGAGCUAAACUGGUGUUUCUGUGUUCUGGUCAGCCUCUUUUACUCUGUUUAACAAGUGUCCAUGACUCUUCCCUGAGGGCACUUUCUGACUGGUUUGUUCACUUCCAUUAUGAAGAGAAAUUACUUUUAAGUGUUUCCAGUUUGCUUCAGUUGAAGGGUGACUGUUCUGUUCCUUUGCAUGAGAAAAUAUAUGGGAAGGAUUGAGCUGCCAAAUUCAAUAAUGAGAAAGAUUUUAAGAGCACUUUAUACUUCAUUUGAGCGCAGAUACCAGAGCAGUUUCUUGAUUUUUUUUUUCUUUUAAAUACUUCCUUACCUAAAUAUGAAAAAUUAUCAGAAUUCCUUUUUUGACAAAAUGUGUCCUUUGCAGAUGUUCAGUCCCCUGAAAUGGUAUUAAAAAGAAAAGGGGCCUCAGAAGUGUACCUGUGUGGAAUCAAACCAAGAAAUCUGCUCAAAAUAAAGGGUUCGAAAAAGCGUAGGAUAUGGAAUUAAUCAAAGGGCAUCAUACCUUUCAUAUUGGAGAUUAAUCACAGUGAGAAUAUGAUUUGAAUAUGUUUAAAGCUCAAAAUAUUUGAUUUAUGCAAAGAAUAUACACCUUGCACAUCAUGUUGCAUACAGGACACAGUAAGCAGAGAAUCUGGGUAUAAAAGUCUAAAUCCACUUUAGAAGUUAAUCCUUUGUCUUGUAUUAUUUAGUGAACUAGUCUUCCAUAAAUCCAGCUGUGAAGACAAAGCCAGUAUGUGACAUCAGAAUAGUACUUAUUAUACACUGAGCUGUAUAAAAGAAAUGUGUCAGAGAUGAACCUUUAUUAUCCUUGAUAUUACCUAAAUCACAAAAAAAGGAAUAAAGCAAACUGUUUUUAAGUAUUUUUAAUUGUUUUAUAGUGAAAUGGCAGUAAAGCUGAGAUUGUUAGAACUGAAAAGGGAAAUUUUGCACAGUGCGCAGGAGUCCUAUAUUCUAGGCAGGUUGACUCUAUGUAUUUUGAUUAGCCAAAUUCUAAUUUACUAAGGCUAGCAGCCAAAGGCUUGUAUUAGAUUAGGCAAAGGUGGACCUGUCCUUGUCCUUAAAUGAGGGUUUGUCAGUGAUUAAGUGGGUGCCUAGACACCACAGUGACUGUGCAUUCUGCAUUGCACCCAAGGUUGCCACAUAGUGAGCUGUGAGAAUGGCACUCAGAGAGUGCUCCUGGGAUUACCAAGUUAAGUCUCUCUCUUUUCUUCUUCUUCUUCUUCUUCUUCUUUUAAAGCUGCUAUUGAUGAAGUGUGUAUCCAAAAGAAUUUUAUUCUGUGGCCUUCACCUUCAAGAAAAGUGUUGGGAAAAUUGCUGUCUUAUUUGAGAAACUUAAAUGCGUGGUAGAUAUUGGCGAGAAAGUACUGGAUGUGAACAGUUUAAAGAAAAUGUGUUUCUGCCUAUUUUUGAUU